This is a messenger RNA of Boleophthalmus pectinirostris (great blue-spotted mudskipper), 504 nucleotides long. It is a transcript of the gene vhl, whose product is annotated as von Hippel-Lindau tumor suppressor. The transcript is spliced from 3 exons. NCBI's taxonomy places the organism in Eukaryota, Metazoa, Chordata, Actinopteri, Gobiiformes, Gobiidae. Bases 1 to 504 code for a protein of 167 amino acids. The record is from RefSeq and is a predicted model, not a curated record.
AUGCCGCAGGACGGGGAGUCUCUACCGCUGGUCCGCUCUUUGAACACCAGGAUUCCGGUCAGUGCUGUUUUCUGUAACCAUACUUCUCGUGUGGUACGACCGCUGUGGGUGGACUUCGAUGGACAACCUCGGCCCUACCACGACAUACAGCCAGGCAUAGGAAGAAAAAUGUGCACAUUCGUAGGUCACCCGUGGGUUUUCAGAGAUGCGGAAACGGAUGACCCCUUGAAAGUGAAUAGCAAAGAACUGUUUCUCCCCACACCAGCGACCAGUGGAAACCCUACAAUGGCAAACAUCACUUUACCAGUUUACACACUGAAGGAUCGUGCUCUUCAGGUGAUACGCCGACUGGUCAGACCGGAAGACUACAGGAGCUUAGAUAUUGCUCGCUGUCUACAUGAGGAGCUGGAGGACAAGCCCAGUACAGUGAAGGACCUGAUGCGCAUGAACCAACGCGUGGAACAGCAUCUUCUGGACACUAUACAGGGCAGGGAAGGGACAUGA